UCACAUCCAUUUUCCACUUCCCGCACGAGUCAUUGUCCAAACUUGCAUCACGACAGCAGCUACGCGGGGCAGCACACCACGCAAGCCGCACCUCACACGCAGUCGGUGUGGGACCCAGCUCGCGCCUCGACAGGGCACCAACCAACCUCGCCAGCAUCCAUACUUUGCCCGUUGCAUAUGUUGCUAUAGAGGGACCACCGCCAGCCGCAGCAAUACCAUUCGAGAUCAAGCGCAUACGAGACAUGCGCACGCGGCAAGUAAGAACGGGUUCGUGAUCCACCACUAGGCCGCCAGCAACGCAGACACCAGCGCUUUCCACCAACAACGCACGCCUGCCGCGACUACACACAUACGGCCAGGCAAUUCUCGUUGCUUCUGGCAGGAGCCACCGCCUCGCAGCACCAGCGCGCACCGCACCCGCACGAGGCCAACGUGGCUCAUUUCGACUUCUCCGCCGAAAUCCCUCUCAGCAGCGAUCGCUCCAGCUCGCCGCCCAUCCGACACUCAUACUAUCGCUCCCAACAAUCUCCCGCCGGCCACAGAGCGGCCUUCUCGCCGCCACACGCCGAGUCGCGAGCCACGCGCCGCUUCCGUCUGAGCUCGGCUUUUGAGAAAGCCUGCAGUGUGCAUCAAGUCGCUUUGGACGACCUCUCCGAGACCAUGUCGUCCUCUAGUCAAGCGCCAGAGUCUUGGAUCUCGGCUUUCUGCUCCUUGGUCGGCCACGAGUACUUUGCCGAGGUGUCGGAGGACUUCAUCGAAGAUGACUUCAAUUUGACCGGACUUCAGAGUCAGGUACCUAUGUACAAGGAAGCAUUGGAGAUGAUAUUGGAUGUGGAGCCGGAAGACGCAAGCGAGGAGGAAGAAGAGGAGGAGGAAGAUGAAGAUGAAGACCAGGACGAAAUGCACGAUGGCGAUAUUAUCGGGCGAGGGGGCUACAGGAGAGCUGCAGAUGCUGCGGCCGCGGCAGCAGAGCGGAGACAUUUGCGCAUGGCCAGCGAUUUGAGCGUGAUCGAAAGCUCGGCGGAAAUGCUGUACGGGCUGAUACACCAACGCUUCAUCACGAGCCGGCAGGGAAUACAGCAGAUGGCAGAGAAGUAUGAGCUGGGUCACUUUGGGCAUUGUCCGCGUGUGUACUGUCACGGCGCAAAAGUCCUACCGGUAGGCUGCUCAGAUAUUCCAGGACAAGAGACUGUCAAACUCUUCUGCCCGAGUUGUCUGGACGUCUACACGCCUCCUAACAGUCGAUUCCAAACGGUGGACGGAGCAUUCUUCGGGACGACAUUCGGCUGCUUAUUUUUCAUGACAUUCCCCGAGCUCGAUGUUGGAGGGACAAGGCCUGCACCUCAGGUUGAAAUGUCCACGUCCUCGCCUACAGUCGGCCAAUCUUCCAAGAACCGCCAGUCAUCGCUCUCAUCAACAAUAACAGCGGAGCAAUUUCAGUCAGGUAUUCCACCGCCUCCGCCUCCUGAACCAGCGCCUGCACUCAAACAACCGGAUGUCAUCAAUGGCGUGGCACCAAAGAACCUUGCACCUGGACUUGGAUUGGGCUUCAUCUAUGAGCCUCGAAUUUAUGGGUUCCGAGUUUCUGAAAUUGCCAAGACUGGUCCUCGAAUGAAAUGGUUACGUAGUCGACCGGCUGAUGUCAAUGAGCUUGAUGAGUGUCGGAUAUGGGCUCAAAAUCAGGAGGCCCUACUAGCCAGUCAAGGACAGGUCACGGACGAGGGUAUUCCGGGGCCGCCCAUAGGAGACAGUGAAAUGGCGGAUGGCGUUGAGGAGCGGGAUGAUGGGGAAGUGGAAGAUCAAGAAAUGAAUGGUGAGGGACUGGUCGAUGAUGUGAAGCAUCAGCGACGGAAGACUAAGCGGAAAGGAGAUGUCGGUGGGGCUAGUGGUGGGUUAGUUAAUGGAGAUAACCAACCGACGAGAAGUACAGUGAGGGUGGGAAAUGGAGGAUAGUAUUCUAAGGACAGGACCAAGGUCGCUCGAGGGGGGCGUUGCGCAGUCUGAGAAUAGAAUGAAGUAUAUGAAGAUUAUGUCGGGAAGGAGAUGAGACCGCGAGGCGUGCAAUGCAAUGCAAUGCGUUCACGAUAUGGAUACGUCUACUACUAGAGGGAUGGGGGAGGGGAACUGGGUUGAACAAAGGCCGAAGCGCUCCUUUUGCUGCAGUCAGC
Messenger RNA from Cercospora beticola, 2168 nucleotides. RefSeq names its product casein kinase II subunit beta (gene CKB1). Gene Ontology annotation, cellular component: protein kinase CK2 complex; UTP-C complex; cytoplasm. Gene Ontology annotation, molecular function: protein kinase regulator activity. Lineage: Eukaryota; Fungi; Ascomycota; Dothideomycetes; Mycosphaerellales; Mycosphaerellaceae. Gene Ontology annotation, biological process: regulation of transcription by RNA polymerase III. The record is from RefSeq and is a predicted model, not a curated record.